Penicillium cataractarum is the source of this 1092-nucleotide messenger RNA. RefSeq names its product Xylosidase/arabinosidase. Gene Ontology annotation, biological process: carbohydrate metabolic process. Bases 1 to 1092 code for a protein of 363 amino acids. Lineage: Eukaryota; Fungi; Ascomycota; Eurotiomycetes; Eurotiales; Aspergillaceae. The record is from RefSeq and is a predicted model, not a curated record. The transcript is spliced from 5 exons. Gene Ontology annotation, molecular function: hydrolase activity, hydrolyzing O-glycosyl compounds.
AUGUACGUAAAGCAGUCCACUGGGAAAUCAGUUCAAGUUAAAUUUCCUUUUGCAUCCAAAAUAUCCACAAGCUACACCAACCCCAUAAUUCCCGGGUUCGCACCUGACCCAUCUGUGGUCUUCGUGGACAACACCUUCUUCCUUGUCAACUCUUCCUUCCAUAUAUUUCCGGGACUACCCAUCUAUGCUUCAAAGGAUCUUAAAUCGUGGACGCACAUUGGUGAGCAGAAACGCUUUCAACAGAAGGAGAACGCGACUACAGACGUGUUUCCAAUCGGUCCUGACAAGAACCUCGUAGCUGCGUUAGGUCUUUUUGCACCGACCAUUCGGUGGCACAAUGGAGUUUUCUACAUUGUCUGUACAAAUACCGUUCGCCCAGAUGGCGGGGAAUUUCGCACUGACAACUUCAUCAUUACAACAAGAGAUAUCUGGGCCAAUGAAUGGAGUGAUCCCAUCUGGUUCAAACUCGAUGGAAUCGACCCAAGUUUAUUCUUUGAUGAUACGACUGACAAGGUGGAUAUCUGGGGUCCGUUUGAAGUCUGCAUGAACAAUCCUGUGCUCACCACCGCUGAAACAGAUGAGAGAUUUUCCGGUGAAGGGAACUCGAUCAAGCUUACACCAAGUACGAAAGGACUAUCCGCAACACACGGCACAGAAACAUUCGUUGGCAAAAUACAGAUAUUUUCUAACUCUAUCGCUACCACAACUCUCUGCAUUCCUACCGAACCGCACGUGAAGACUGGGCUCUCCCUCUUCAAGGAGAAUGUUCGCCAUGUUGACAUCUGCUACGACACAGAUACACACAAGAUAACACUGGAGGUUUGCCUUCAAUUGAAGGGCGAACCCAAGGUGGUCGCAGAAGUUAAAGUUGCCACCCAGAAAGCCCAAAUGAAGAUAUCCUCAUCCGCAGAGUCGUACGAAUUCUUCAGCAGGGCUGAAACUUCUAAAGAAUGGGUGUUGCUCGGAUCAAUCGACGCACUGGACAUGACGGCAUGUGAUUUCACCGGAACUCUUUUUGGAAUUUUCGCUGUUAAAAUGGGCCCACGGCAGGCCGCUGGUACGGUGAGAUUCGAAAACUUUGUUGUAUCUUGA